AUGUCGAAUUCGGAUAUGAGGAAGUUAAAGCAAAAGCGUGCCUACGUAAAGGGGCAAGUUACCAGAAUGCAGUUGUACUUUGAUUCGGCGGACGUGAAGAGCGCGGCAGACGCACGAGUUCGCUUACGAAGGCUCGAGGAAUUAUGGGGCAAAUUCGAGGAGAUUCAAGGCGAAAUAGAUGCUCGGCCAGCACAGACGGACGAGCAAGCAGAGGUAAUACAGGAGGAAGGCGAAGCGGAACGAAAUCUGUUCGAGAGCUGUUACUACAAGGCUGCGGCCACAGCGCAACACAUCAUUGAUCAGCAGGCUGCGAAACAGCAGGUUGCUGCGACACAGCAGGUUGCUGCACAACAAGCAGCAAGUCAACACAGAGCACCGGAACCAACGGACGAGGGACAACGGAGGACAAAGCCGAAGUUGCCCGAAAUCAAAUUGCCCGAAUUCAGCGGCGAUUACACAAAAUGGAUGUUCUUUAAGAACAGCUUCGAAACCACGAUACACAGCGAUAAGGAUUUAUCGCCGAUGCAGAAACACCAGUACUUAGUUGGCAUCCUGAAGGGAGAAGCGCUCCAGGUAGUUCAAGGAUUCAGUAUUUCGGAUGAGAACUACGAAAACGCCUGGACACUUCUGAAGAAUACAUACGAUAAUCAGAUGCUAAUCAUCGAGACGCAUCUCGACGCAUUGUUGCAGUUCCCGAAUAUUGCAAAGGACAACAAGGCCGACGCUAUUCGACAAUUUACACGGCACAUUCAAACACACCUGGAAUCACUUCGAGCGCUACAUCAGCCGGUAGAGAAAUGGGAUACGAUAAUAAUACACAUGGCGAAGAAAAGGUUAGAUUUUGCGGAGCAGCGUGACUGGCAGAACAUAGUCAAGAGUCGAACGCCAACAAACAUGCCCAAGAUAGAAGAAUUUCUGAAAUUCUUGACAGAACGCUGUCACACAUUGAGAGUAUUGAAUCAAAAUAAAGGAAAGCAGGCAUCCAGCGAGAAGCCAACGACGCAGAAGAAAGGCGAGAAAAAGGUCUCGCUCACGACGACACCAGCGAGCUGCAAGAUCUGCAAAGGCAGUCAUCCGAUAUACAAGUGCGAGGAAUUGCUAAAGCAAUCGGUUGCCGAUAGGCUGGUCACAGUACGAGAUAAAAAGCUGUGCAUCAAUUGUUUGAAUUCAGGACAUUACUCAAGAGACUGCCGUUCGACAACAUGCAAGAAAUGCUCGAAGCGACACAACACUCUCCUCCAUAGAGAAGUGGAACCUCAGGAGAGUGAGAGCAGCACGGAAACAUCGGUGGUGGCGUGCGCUACCCAAGAAGCAAGCAAGAUGGAGACGCAGAGUAUUUACUGUGCGCAAACAGCAACUAAAGUGAUCUUGUCAACAAUAAAGGUACAUGCAUACGAUUCAGAGGGCAAUGUGCAAGCUUGUCGUGCGUUACUGGACCCUGGAUCGCAAACUAACAUAAUAACCACGAGCUUGACUAAUAAACUCAAGUUAGUUUGCAAUAAAGAAGAGCGGCCCAUCACUGGAAUAGGGCGAACAGAGACGAGUGCGUACAAGGUAACGCAACUGCGGAUUAAGUCAAUCCGAAGUAAAUUCGAGGCGACAUUAGAAUGUUUGGUGUUGCCAACAAUAACAGAAAGACUCCCUCAGAGCAAGAUUGACGUAAAAAGGGUUAUAAUCCCGAGAGGCGCGCUUCUUGCAGAUCCGUGUUUCGACCAACCGGGGCCAGUUGAUUUGCUUAUCGGAGCAGGGUUAUACUGGAAAUGCCUCGUCGGAUCACCAAGAAAUAGCAUCAAAGGACAGCCAUCGAUACAACAAACACACUUUGGAUGGAUAAUAGGCGGAGAGAUGACCGAAACACAACCGCCGUUAUCAGCAACCUGCCUCACAGUAACUAACGAAAUGUUGAUGAAACAAAUUGAAAGGUUCUGGACUCAGGAAGAGACACCGGGAACUCCACAACUUUCGGAAGAAGAAAGGAAGUGUGAGCAGCUGUUUAAAACCACGUGCAAGAGAGACGAAACAGGAAGAUUCCUGGUGCGUUUGCCAGCACGAGCGGACGUGAGACUUGGAAACUCGAGCGAGUUUGCGCUCAAACGCUUCAUCUCAUUAGAGAGGCGAUUCGCUAGAGAUCCGGACUUGAAGUUGGGAUAUUGCAAGUUUAUGCAGGACUAUCUCAGCCAAGGACACAUGACAUUGGUUGAGGACGAGAAUCAGAAGUCAGAGCACUACGUACUACCACAUCAGGCGGUUGUACGCCCAGAUAGCGUAACGACGAAGCUGCGGGUGGUAUUUGACGCCUCCGCAAAGACGACAGCGAAUACAUCGUUGAACGACAAGCUUAUCGCAGGACCGAAUCUGCAAGGGAAUUUGAUCGGCAUAAUACUUCGAUUCAGAACAUACGAGCACGUUGUGACAGCGGACAUAGCGUCCAUGUUCAGACAGAUCCUGGUUGCCGAAGAAGACCGAUCGUUGCAGCAAAUACUUUGGCGAAGUAAUCCCGAGGAACCCGUGAGGAGAUAUCAGUUGAAUACCGUAACAUACGGCACAAACUGCGCGCCCUAUCUGGCAAUAAGGUGUCUAAGGCAACUAGCUGAAGACGACGGAGGUGAUCUACCACAAGCAGCGCACGCGAUCAUCGAAGAUUGCUACAUGGAUGAUGUCCUCAGUGGAGCAAGAACAAUGGAAGAGGCGAUUGAGUUACAAAAACAGCUUUCUCAAUUGCUGAAGCGAGGUCAAUUCCAUCUACGGAAGUGGCGGGCCAGCAGCUCAAGUAUUCUGGAACAUCUUGCAGAGCAAUGCAAGACCGACGAAUUGUUAAUCCUAGAUAAGGAGGGAGCUCUAAAGACAUUAGGUCUUUUAUGGAACGCUAAGGCAGACUGUCUGCAAUACCAGGUGCAUACGGAGGAGAAUCAGGUUGUAACGAAGCGGCUUGUUUUAUCCAAGAUAGCGCAAGUGUUCGACCCGUUGGGCCUCAUCGCACCGUUACUGGUCAGCGGGAAGAUAAUAAUGCAACGUCUAUGGUUGUACGAUCUCGAUUGGGAUCAGGAGAUUCCAGCGGAACUCGCACCUGCCUGGGAAGACUACAGUUCGGCUUUGAAGAAGGCUAACUACCUACAGAUACCACGGAACGUGAUUCCCCGGAGUGCAUCAGACAAGUUUGACAUCUUCGGAUUCGGAGAUGCGUCGGAGAAGGCUUACGGCGCGUGUUUGUACGCCGUGAGUUCAGAUGAAAAUGGAGGCAUUAGCUCGCAUCUAAUAUGCGCAAAAACCAAAGUGGCGCCACUCAAAACUAUAUCGGUGCCGCGAUUGGAACUCGAAGCAGCGCUACUCCUUGCGAAACUAUAUGCUCUAGCUAGGGAAGCAUAUGGCCAAAGAAUCAACGGCGUUAAACUGUGGACCGACAGCACGAUAGUGCUCGCCUGGGUUCGAGCGCGACCAAACGAACUAAAGACGUUUGUCGCAAACCGUGUGGCCAAGAUUCAGCAUAUUACGGGAAACAUCGAUUGGAACCACGUGCCAACGGAUGAAAACCCUGCGGAUCUGUUAUCAAGGGGCGUCCCCGCGGACGUGCUCGAGGAAAGUGAGCUCUGGUGGCAUGGGCCUCCUUGGCUCGUGAGCAAGAAUCAGAUGCCAGAACAUACGGAAGAGCCGGAGGUUGAACCUCCUGAACGAAAAACUGCAACUGUCGCAUUAGUAGCGAUCAAAAACACGGAUUUAUGGACAAGAUUUCCGACGUACUGCAAGCUUCAGCGGGUAAUUGCUCAAUGUCAUCGAUUUAAGGAUAAGACGCUAGGAAAAGGAAACGCCGGCGUAAUUAAACUCGAGGAACUGGAGCGAGCAGACCAGACGAUAAUAAAGAUGGUGCAGCAGGAAAUGUUUUCCGAAGACUUGCCGACUUGA
Molecule: messenger RNA, 3900 nt
Organism: Vollenhovia emeryi
Lineage: Eukaryota; Metazoa; Arthropoda; Insecta; Hymenoptera; Formicidae
Exons: 1
Coding region: 1-3900 (1299 amino acids)
Molecular function (GO): zinc ion binding; nucleic acid binding
Source: RefSeq, a predicted model, not a curated record